Molecule: messenger RNA, 1541 nt
Organism: Rhodamnia argentea
Lineage: Eukaryota; Viridiplantae; Streptophyta; Magnoliopsida; Myrtales; Myrtaceae
Product: cyclin-H1-1-like
Exons: 14
Coding region: 68-1030 (320 amino acids)
Biological process (GO): regulation of transcription by RNA polymerase II; regulation of cyclin-dependent protein serine/threonine kinase activity
Cellular component (GO): transcription factor TFIIK complex; nucleus
Molecular function (GO): cyclin-dependent protein serine/threonine kinase regulator activity
Source: RefSeq, a predicted model, not a curated record
GCGAAGUGGGUUUUGGAUUUUCACUCUCUCCUCCUCUCUAAAACCCCGAAGGUUGAUCGUGCUCGUAAUGGCGGAUUUCCAGACCUCGACUCACCGAGCCAAGUGGAUAUUCGCUCCUCAUGAUCUGGCUGAAAAGUACAGGGCUGCUAAUCAGAGAGCGAUACAAACUCUCGAGAAGUAUGGAGCAACACGCAUGGAAGUAGAUGUUGAUGGAUCGUUGCUAUACCGUGAGGCUCAAGUUAAUUCGAAUGACAAGCAUUCCCGUCCAAAAUCACUUAAUAUUGAGGAAGAACAGUUUUUGAGGAUGUUCUAUGAAAAUAAACUUCGAGAAGUUUGUGGAGCCUUUUACUUUCCGCAUAAAGUUCAGGCAACAGCUCUCAUAUACUUCAAAAGGUUCUAUCUACAGUGGUCGGUCAUGGAACAUCACCCAAAGGACAUAAUCUUAACCUGCAUAUAUGCAGCAUGUAAAAUAGAAGAAAAUCAUGUAUCCGCGGAGGAGCUUGGUAAGGGAAUCUCACAGGAUCAUCAAGUCAUUCUCAAUAACGAGAUGCUAGUUCUUCAGAGUUUAGAGUUUGAUCUUAUUGUAUAUGCACCAUAUCGCUCAAUCGAAGGUUUUACAGAUGAUGUUGGGGAUUUCUGCCAUGCAGAGGAUGACCAGUUUCAAUUGCUAAAGGAAACUGCAAAAGAGGAAGUAGAUAAAAUUAUGCUUACUGAUGCACCACUUCUCUUUCCUCCUGGACAGCUGGCAUUGGCGGCUUUGCGUCGUGCUAAUGAGGUGCAUAGUGUUUUCGACUAUGAGAGAUACCUAGAGAACAUGCUCGUGUGCCAAAAUUCCAUCCACUGCAGCACAGAGCUCAUUGAACAUCUGAAUGUCAUAGAUUCCUCGGUUAGGACAUAUAAAUUCCCUUCCGAGAAGGAUAUGAAACACAUUAAUAGGAAGCUGAGAUCUUGUUGGGGCCUUAGUUCACAUGAUGAUAGUAAGAAACGAGAGAAGAAAUCAAAGCACAAAUCCAAGCAGAGUGCAGAUUAGAUGCACGAUGGGUCAUCUCUUGCUUAACAAAAUGCUUCCAGUUCUUAAAUAACUAGUCGUUGAUUCAUGGCAGGUGUCUGCACAGCUGAAGCAUUGUCAUUAGUGCUGCACUGGUCAAAAUAUGCAUCCACUGCGACCAAGGUUGCUGAACUUACUCUUCAAAGCUUGUUUUGCAGCACGAAAAUAUUCCACAGUAAGUAGUUGACAGAGAAAAUUGUCAUCUAGCAGGGGUUAUUCACAGCUUGAAAGAGCUCUUGCAAUGUAACUGAUUUAGGAGUACUGCUGAUCGAUGAAGGUUGAGAAUUUACAUAAACUACUUUGCGUAUGUUGUGUUUAUGUCUGAUGUAAAUCUGCAGGAAGAGGCAGUCUCGUAUGUGCGACUUUGGGCUAGAGGAUGAAAAUUUAGCUGAUUAGAAUUUUCCUCUGUACUGGACCAUAAUUUUGUUGUGAGGGGCGUCGCAAAUUAUAAGUUCCGGGGAAGCUCUUUGGUAAUUUAUAUCUUUGCUGACUU